AUGGCAUCUGCAAUUUAUUUUUUGGACUUGAAAGGAAAGAUAUUGAUUUCUCGUGAUUAUCGUGGAGAUAUUCCUGUGACAUAUGUUGAAAAAUUUCUUUCUUUAAUCUCUGAAUCAGACGAUACAGUACCAGCAACACCGUGUUUUACGUAUGAAGGCAUUCAUUAUCUUUAUAUUCGGCAUAGUAACUUAUAUAUACUUACAUUGACAAGAAAGAACUCGAAUGCUGCAGAGUUAUUGCUUUUUCUUCAUAAAAUUGUAGAAGUUUUUAGUGAAUAUUUCAAAUCACUUGAAGAAGAAUCUAUACGGGAUAAUUUUGUUAUUAUUUAUGAGCUUCUAGAUGAAAUGAUGGAUUUUGGUUAUCCCCAGAUAACAGAGACAAAAAUUUUACAAGAGUAUAUUACACAAGAAAGUCAUAAAUUAGAAGUUAUGACUUUGCCUUCUGUCGCUGUUACUAAUCCUAUUUCAUGGCGCUCUCAAGGGAUUAAAUAUCGGAAAAAUGAAAUAUUCUUAGAUGUUAUAGAAUCUUUAAAUUUAUUAAUAAAUUCUAAUGGAAAUAUUGUAAGAAAUGAAAUUAUUGGUACUAUUAAAAUGAAAUGUUAUCUUUCUGGAAUGCCAGAACUUUGUUUAGGCUUGAACGAUAAAAUUAUGUUUGAAAAUAUAGGUAGAACAGUAAAAGGUAAAGCUGUUGAAAUGGAGGAUGUAAAAUUUCAUCAAUGCGUGCAAUUAUCUAGAUUUUAUAAUGAUCGAACAAUUUCAUUUAUUCCACCUGAUGGAGAAUUUGAAUUAAUGAAUUAUAGGAUGAAUACUCAGGUAAAACCUCUUGUAUGGAUAGAAUCUACGUUUGAAAACCAUUCUGGGUCUCGAAUAGAAAUAUCAGUUAAGGUAAAAUCGCAAUUUAAACGGAAAUCAUCUUCAAAUAAUGUUGAAAUUAUUGUUCCUGUUCCGGAUGAUGCCGAUUCUCCACGUUUUUGUGCAUCAAUUGGAAAUGUGCUUUAUGCUCCUGAAAAAUCUGCUAUUAUAUGGAAAAUUAAACAACUUCCAGGAGGUAGAGAGUAUUUAAUGAGGGCUGAAUUAGGAUUACCUAGCGUCAAAGGAACUGAAAUAAGUCCUAAAAAAAGGCCUAUAAGUGUUAAAUUUGAAAUUCCAUAUUUUACCAUUUCUGGAAUUCAAGUUAGAUAUUUAAAAAUUGUUGAACCAAAACUUCAAUAUACAGCAUUACCUUGGGUUCGUUAUAUAACGCAAAAUGGAGAAGUUAGUUUUCGACAAUCAUAG
Pneumocystis jirovecii RU7 is the source of this 1275-nucleotide messenger RNA. RefSeq lists its product as uncharacterized. Gene Ontology annotation, cellular component: clathrin adaptor complex; clathrin-coated vesicle. The record is from RefSeq and is a predicted model, not a curated record. Bases 1 to 1275 code for a protein of 424 amino acids. Lineage: Eukaryota; Fungi; Ascomycota; Pneumocystomycetes; Pneumocystales; Pneumocystaceae. The transcript is spliced from 9 exons. Gene Ontology annotation, molecular function: clathrin-cargo adaptor activity. Gene Ontology annotation, biological process: intracellular protein transport; vesicle-mediated transport.